Rotaria sp. Silwood2 is the source of this 3204-nucleotide messenger RNA. The record is from the annotation of a GenBank genome assembly. Lineage: Eukaryota; Metazoa; Rotifera; Eurotatoria; Philodinida; Philodinidae.
AUGAGUACAUACGAUCAAAUGAUAGUUGAUAAUCGAUAUCCUGGUGAUUUUGAUGAUGACAAAUAUUUAUUUUCUAGCCAAUCUAAUGCACAACAAGAUCUAUCGAAUAAAGAUGAAGAUGGAACUGGUUUAUUGGGACGAAGAGUUUAUUUAGAAUCACCAUCACUUGAUAAUAAAGAAGAAGAAGAUAUGUAUAGAUAUGUUUCAAGUCGUUUAACUAAUCGUACAGGAUCUAUAAUUGAUACAAAGGCACCAGUUGGUACAGGUGCAGCAUUAAUGGAUUCACUUGAUUUUGAACUAGAUAUUCUUGGUACUAAUAAUACUCAUUCUCAAAUACCUUAUCGAAAAGAAUCAAUUUCAAUUAAACCACAAGGACAAUCAUCUAAUACUUUAAACAACAUACCAAGAGCUGAUCCUCGACAAGAUCCACUACUUGGCCCUUUACUUGCUGAACUUGAUGCAAUGUCUAAUCAACAACAGCAACAACAAAUACCACUACUACCUCCUACCCCUCCUCCUAUCUAUCGACGGAAUUCAGUGCCUUAUCAACCAAAUCUAGUUCGACCGACGGGUUCAUCUCAAUCUAAUCAUGUUUUAACAAACAUAGCAAACCGAACAGUAACUGAUGCCUUAUUUGAAGCCGAAUUAUAUGAUAGUCUUGAUUUAAAAGAUCAACAACAACAAUAUCAAACAAAUCCAUAUUCAGCUUCGAAUAUAAAUUUACCAAAUUAUUCUCAAACUCAACAACAACAACAACAACAACAACAACAAUAUCAAAUAAAUCCAUAUUCAGCUUCGAAUAUAAAUUUACCAAAUUAUUCUCAAACUCAACAACAACAACAAUAUCAAACAAAUCCAUAUUCAGCUUCGAAUAUAAAUUUACCAAAUUAUUCUCAAUCUCAACAACAAUCAUCUCAUUUAUCAAAAAUGGAUAAUAAUGAUAUAUUUAUGCCUUCAUCUUAUACUACUGAUCCAGGUGCAUUUUUAAGCUAUUUUGGCCAAGAAGAUCAAUUAUUUCACCGACCAUUGCUUAAUUCUCUUGGACAAAAUUAUGUACCUAACCAUAGACCAUCACUACCAUUACCGCCACCACCACCACCCCCUCAACAAUAUGAUACUACAUUUGAUCAAACACAUACUCAUAUGCCAUCAACACAACGAACAUCCUAUGUUCGACCUAAUUUACCUCCAAAUCCAAUAAAUACUCAACCAUCAUCAUUACAUUCUGUUCCAUCUAAUCAACAAAACACAAAUGUAUUUAAUGAAUAUCAAAGAAUUCCACCUCAACAACAUUAUGAAGAACAAAUUCCACGUCAAAUAAAUCCACCAAAUAAUCAAGAAAUAUUUUUUACAGAUAAUAAAGAUGAUCAAUACGAACAACAACAACAACAACAACAAUCAUUUACAGUAAGUCAUCGUAGUAAUGAUCAACAAGAUCAAGAUUCUAAACGACAAGCUAUUUGGACUGAAUUUCAACGUACAAGUGCUAAAACUCAAGGAAAAAAUGGUAAAAAACGUGAAUCACCUAAUCGAGGAAAAGGUACAUUUGGUUCAAGUUCAACAUGGAAUAGUUCCGGUAGUCAACAAUCAGCAACUCUAUUUAAACCACCACAACGUAUUCUUCAUCAUCCACCACCAAUGACAAAAUCAAAUAAUAUCGAAGAACAUAUUGAUAUGAUUAAAAACAAAGAAAAUUUUUAUCAACGUUCGCCAGUACGAAAAUAUGAAAAUUUAUAUUUGGAAAGAAAAGAUCUCCAUAAUGAUUAUGGAAAUGGAAAACAUGAACAAGAACCUAAAAUACAAUCACCAUCAUCAACUAAACCUCAACGUCAAUCAAGUUUACCUGUAACAAUUAAUUUAAAUACAGGUGAAAAUUCACAAAAUGGAUCUAUACCUGCAACAGUGACUAUUCCACUUGAUGGUCAGAUCAAUAAUGAUGGAGAUAAAAUUUCGUUGAAUAUUGAUUUACGCCUUCUUGAUUUACAAAAUCUUAAGCAGCAGCAGCAGCAGCAGCAACAACACCAACACCAACAACAACAUCAAUCAACAUCAGAUCAUCCUCAUUGGUCUAAUUUAUAUCCUUUAGAUCGACACAUUCGAAAAUUAGAACGUAGUAUUGAUGAAACUUUACCAGCAACACAUCCACCUCAACGAAGUCCAAUAAUACCAAGUACAGUUGUUAACCCAUCGAUGGGUCGAUAUGGAAAAACGACAACAGGAAUGAAUCGUAGUGGAUAUAAUCCGCCAGUUUAUGGAGGAGAUUAUAAUUACAGUGAUAAAGGUCGAGAAGAAGAUUCAUAUUUAUCAAAAUUGAAUCAGACAAGAAAAAAUGCACAAUUUAAACCUUAUACUGGUCAUGAUUAUGAACAAUUUAAAAAGAACUAUGGUUUUGGUACUGGUCAUCUUGGUUAUGACUUUGAUAAUACUACUCAUAAAGAAAAACUUGACAAAAUGGUCAAAACAAGACAAUAUGCUCAACAAAUUGAAGCAAGAAAUAAAAAAAAAUUAGCCGAUGUUUCUCGUCGGACAUUAUCCGAUACACGAUUACGACCAGAAGCAUCUAAACCAUCACGGUCUUCUGCAUAUGCUCUAAAUUCAAUACGUCCAAAACAAUACUCAGGUAUAUCCACUCAUUCUUCUCCUCCUACUAUGAAUGGAAUAUUACCAUACAUUCCUGCUCGUCGUCCAACUGAAGUUCUUUAUCGACCACCACCAGCACAAAGACAAUUAAUAAGAUUACCAGAAUAUGAAAAUAACGAAAUAGACGAACAUUUAAAUAUACAUCAAAAAGAAGAAAAUGUUUCAAGAAAACCUACAAUGAGUCCAUCACAAAAAAAAGAACGUGAACAUAGUGUUGAAAAUGACAAUCGUCGAAAUAAAGUUAUUGAAAGAGUAGAACCAUCAGCUCGAAUUAAUCAACGACAUUCAUCAUUACCAAAAAACUUACCACCAAUUCGUUUAACUAAUAGUGAUAAUAAACGACGACCAAUAAAAUUUGAUAAGGCACUUUUACUCGAUGAACCAACAUAUUCAUCUCCACGAAAAAAUGAUUCCAUUCAAGAACAACAAUCAAAUGUUGAUCAAUUAACAAAUCAACACAAUGAUAAAAAAAUUGUAAUGGAAGUAAUACGUCAAGAAUUAAGUGAACGCCCAUUAAAUGAAAACGAAGAAAUUGUUGUAGUUGAACAAAAAAAUGACACUUAA